Rotaria sp. Silwood2 is the source of this 1068-nucleotide messenger RNA. NCBI's taxonomy places the organism in Eukaryota, Metazoa, Rotifera, Eurotatoria, Philodinida, Philodinidae. The record is from the annotation of a GenBank genome assembly.
AUGCAGUCAUUUUUCUUUCUUUUACCAAUUUUGGCACGUACAACUUGGAGUACAUCUGCGUCUUGUCCCUCAGCAACGUGGUCACAAGUAGGAAGAACAGUGGUCGGCGGAAUACAAGGAAAUGCUAUAAAUCAACUUCAUUAUCCAGUGGGAUUGUUUAUUGAUCCAAAUGAUUGUCUUUUCAUUGCUGACAGUCGAAAUGAUCGUGUAAUAAAAGUGGAACAGGGCGCAUCAAUCGGUACCGUUGUAGCUAGUAAACUUCAUACACCAACUGAUGUCAGUGUCGAUAAACAGGGUAAUCUAUACAUUGUGGAUUUGAGCACGAGCGAAGGCUCAUCAGGGCGUGUGACAUAUUGGAUUAAUGGUUCAAACACGAAUAUCCUUGAUGCUUUCGAACAGCUUGACGCCAUCGUUUUCGAUACAAAAGAAGAGUAUUUUUAUGUUACGCAACGCUCUAAUGGAGGUAUUAUUAGAUAUAAAAAAGAUGGCACCGGUGAACACACUAUUAUUGGCAAUUUCGGAGAGGGAUCAGCUCUUUUUCAACUCGAUCAACCUUGGGAUGUCGCUAUCGAUGCCAGUGGAGUCAUUUAUAUAGCCGAUAGUGGAAAUAAUCGGGUUAUCAAGUGGCCAAUGAAUGCAACAGAAGGGAUUCUCAUUGGCGGUGGCAAUAACUAUGGUAAUCGCACAGAUCAACUAGCUGCUCCACGUGGUGUUUUUGUUGAUCAUUUGGGUACAGUUUAUGUGGCUGAUACAUAUAAUGACCGUAUCAUUCGUAUUCCAGUCGGCAGUAAAACAGGAACGAUCAUUGUCGGAGGACAUGGUAGAGCUAUUGUUCAAUCAUUGGUUUCUAUAAGUCGAAUGACAAGUACUCAUCAAACAUCAUCAACUGUAUCGCUUUAUCAUGAAGAUCGAAAUGAAUUUAUUGGAAAUAAAUGUCUUGCUAAUAGUAAUCCAACACGUCGAAGUCUUUCGAAUAUAAUUCGUUAUAGUGAUAUAUUAAAUUAUGUUGGUUUUAUUCUUCGAUCUCAUUCAUUAUUUUAUUGUUCAUUUCCGAAAGUUGCAACAUGA